AUGAAAUUAGCAAUUAUAGUUUGUUUAUCAAUUGUGUGCCAAGUCUUGGCCGCACCUGACAGACUUCGGAGAGAUGUCACCUUUGCCAGAUCAGAAUUAAAUGAUGUUGGGCUUGUAGGAGAAAAUUUAAUCUUCCGAAAUGAAUAUGGAACCCCCCAUGAAGAAUAUGGAGUUCCACAUGAAGAGUACGGAGUUCCACAAGCGUAUCAGUCACCUCGGAAUGAUGACGUUCCAACGACAACUGCACAUUACUGUCCAGAAGAAGAUAUUGUACCACCAUUUGCACCAGCUCCACCCCCACCAGAAUCCUUACCUUUAUUAGUUCCAGUUCUUCGUCAAGAAGAAAAACCUUAUCCAACUCCUGAAAUUCCAAAGGAAGAAUAUGGACCACCAAUCGGAGGAUAUGGAGUUCCUGAAGAUGUUGGCACUCCAUUUAUUCCAGCUCCAGCUGCUCCUGAACCCCUCCCUCUACCCACUCCAAUUCUUCGUCAAGAAGAAAGACCUCAUGAAGAAUAUGGACCACCAAUUGGAGGAUAUGGAGUUCCUGAAGAUGUUGGCCCUCCAUUUAUUCCAGCUCCAGCUGCUCCUGAACCCCUCCCUCUACCCACUCCAAUUCUUCGUCAAGAAGAAAGACCUCAUGAAGAAUAUGGACCACCAAUUGGAGGAUAUGGAGUUCCUGAAGAUGUUGGCACUCCAUUUAUUCCAGCUCCACCUGCACCCGAACCCCUCCCUCUUCCCGUUCCAGUUCUUCGUCAAGAAGAAAGACCUCAUGAAGAAUACGGUCCACCAACUCAACCACCAGUUUUCUUUGCACCUUACCCACCAACAGUAACAACAACAGUGUCAACGACUACUACUACAACUGAAUUGCCACCUCCACCACCUCCUGUGCUUAAAGAAUUGCCAUACCCAACAACAACACUACCGCCAGCACCAGUAAGAUUGGCGCCUUAUCCAGAAGCAACAACAACAACUACCACAACGGAAGAACCGACCACGUCGUAUAUUUCAUUUGCUCCGUACCCGCCACCAACAACCACGACAACCACAACAACAGAAGAACCUAUUAUAGUCAAACACACAUAUCCAGCAGCAAUUCACUCAAAAUACGAAACUGAUUCUGGACUUCAUAAACUUGUUUCAAAGAUUACGCAACCUUUCUUUGCUCCAGGAGUUAGAUCACCAUACAUCCAACCGAAACUCGUUUUUACAAAAAAAGCAAUUGAAUUUCCGGGAUUGUUCGUGAACAAGAAAAUCGUCGUCUGA
This is a messenger RNA of Clunio marinus, 1266 nucleotides long. NCBI's taxonomy places the organism in Eukaryota, Metazoa, Arthropoda, Insecta, Diptera, Chironomidae. The record is from the annotation of a GenBank genome assembly.